CUCAGUGCUCGGAGACAGUCCAGUGGAUGACACCAUAGGAGACGUGCGGUUGGAGAGGGAAGCCAAAGAAGUGGUACCUUUUGGAGGAUUGAAGUGGACCAAGAUACUUCUGUUGAUUUGUAUCUGAUAUUAUUGUUGUUGUUUUCUCCUCUGGACUCUUUUCAUGGUUGUUGCCGAACGCAGUCAAGACAGAGCCGACGUGAUGCCAAUCACCAAAUCAACCAAGAAGAAGAAAUGGAAGAAGGAAGCCGGUGAUGUGGAGGACCCAGAAGGCAGCCCUCCAGAGCCAGGUAUUGAGAUGGAGGGACUGGCCAGUAGGAGGCAGUCAGAGACGAUCCCUCUGACCCCUGAACCACAGGAAGUCCCACCACAGAAGAGGAAGAAGAAAAAGAAAGCUCAGACCCAAGGUACUGUUACCCUCGUACCUUAG
Messenger RNA from Oncorhynchus keta (chum salmon), 430 nucleotides. RefSeq names its product transmembrane protein 237A-like. The transcript is spliced from 4 exons. NCBI's taxonomy places the organism in Eukaryota, Metazoa, Chordata, Actinopteri, Salmoniformes, Salmonidae. The record is from RefSeq and is a predicted model, not a curated record. Bases 164 to 430 code for a protein of 88 amino acids.